This is a messenger RNA of Eremothecium gossypii ATCC 10895, 699 nucleotides long. RefSeq names its product mitochondrial 37S ribosomal protein uS17m (gene MRPS17). NCBI's taxonomy places the organism in Eukaryota, Fungi, Ascomycota, Saccharomycetes, Saccharomycetales, Saccharomycetaceae. Bases 1 to 699 code for a protein of 232 amino acids. Gene Ontology annotation, cellular component: ribosome; mitochondrion. The transcript has a single exon. Gene Ontology annotation, molecular function: structural constituent of ribosome. The record is from RefSeq and is marked provisional. Gene Ontology annotation, biological process: translation.
AUGGCGAGGCAGAACUUCGUGGGGCUUGUGAUCAGCCAUGGGAAGAUGCAGAAGACGGUGAAGGUACGGGUGGAGACCAAAGUGUUCAACAAGCGGCUGAAUAAAGAGAUGAUGCACCGCAAGGACUAUCUAGUGCACGAUGAGGGCGAGAGCGCAAGGGAGGGCGAUGUUGUGCGGAUCGAGGCGACACGGCCUCUUUCGCGGCGCAAGUACUUCUCAGUAGCGGAAAUCCUGAAGAACCAGGGUCAGCGGCAGGUGGAGUUCCAAGCGGAUGCGAAGCGGGCGGUGCGGGCCGAUGAGGCAGCGCGGGCGCAGGCGUUCCUGGAACGGAGGGAACAGCGGACGACAGCAGGGACCACCUUGGUGGCAGACGUGGCAGCGCUGCAGGAGGCAUACACGCAGGGCACGCUGGACAGCCCGGAAGUCGCGGCGAUCCGGGAGCGCUACGGCGUGAGCGAGUUCACGCCUGACACGCUGCAGAAGCUACUGGAGCUGGACGUGACCGCCAUGGAGCAGGAGGUGAUGCGGCAGCGCACACGCCUGGAAGACGUGCUGAGUAGGCUGGAGGCAUACAUGCAGGACCAGGCCGCGGCAGAUGCCUACCUGCGGUCCAAAAACGUGGAGGCUCCGGAGGAGCUGAAGAAACACACGCGCAAGAACCUGCUGCGCAAGCAUAUCACGGCGGAUCUCCUCAACUAG